AUGACAGCUCAGGAGAGUUGGGAAGGUGGGGCGGGACAUCGAAGGUCCCCGCCCCCCAAGAUUUCUCCCCUCCCCGCAACCCAAGCGCCCCUCCCCGGCCCCGGCAGGCGCUGGGCUCGCCCGCCCCUCCAGCGGGAAUGGUUCCGCCCCGGCCUCGCCUCCACCACUCCAUCCCGCCCCUCCCGCCGCCACCGGAAACAGGCUCAGCCCAAACAAUGGCCUGGAACGCCCGGCUUUCGGGCCCCGCCGGAAGCCCGUCCAGCGCCCAACAAAAGCGGCGCGACAAGUCUACGACUGAGCCGAACGCUUCUGGGCGCCGCGCGCCAGGGGGAAACGUUCGCGGGGGAACGUUCAGGAGAAAACGCUCCAGCAACUCCCAGCCGACCCCGCCCCUCCCCGACCUACCAUAGACGCCGUCCUCCAUGGCGGCUAGGAAGGCCCGCGGGGAGUCCGGGGCGGUCCCGCCAGUCGGGCCUGGAUCCGCGUUGGCCCGCGGGCUCGGGUGAGCCCGCUCAAACGCCCCGGGAGCCACCGCCGCCUCCUCAGCGCCAGUCCUCAGCGCUGAAAAGACUCUCCCUUCGUCGCCCAACCGCCCCUUCAGUAGGGACCGCCCCUCUUUUUGACACUGUCCAAUCCACAGUGGGCGCUUUCGUCCUCCCCGCCCUCGCCACCAAAGGAUCGUUCUCCAGGGCCAACAGCCGUACAAAAAGCGGGUGUAGGUAUGUCCGGCCAGAGGUAGACGGCCCGCGGGGCCAAUCGGAGUGCAGGCAGGGCAGCAGGCCCCGCCUCCGAAACAACAGAAAGCACUUGACAGGCUUGCUCUCCAAUGAGAAGCCCCGGAAAAGUGUCGCGCGGAGGCGGAGCCACGCGGUACAGCCACCUCUGCGCCUGCUCAAAGGCCCUGGACACUUGGAGUCUAGACACCCGAGUUCAGAGCCAGCCUCCAAGAGUAUCUUACAUCCCAGCGUCUCCUGGAAGGCCGUAUGAUCCAGCACUGGGGAGAGGAGGGAAAUCCCCAGGACUCGAAUGCCCAUCCCACCCUCGGUGUAGUGAGGACUCAUCCUGCUGGAAAGGCCCCUGAAGAACUUCAAGUUCCAAUGUCCCGUUUUUACAGAUGGGGAAACUGACAUGAAGAGGAGUCCAAAGUGACACAGUCAGGCCAGAAAUGUUGCUUCUGAAGUCCUGAGUCCACCUCCUAGCACUGCCAAGCAGUCCACCUGGAGGUGAUGAGAACUUCCAGGCUUUGGUAAUGGACAACUCUGUAUCCCUGGAGCCUUCAUUCCUUUUGGCAUUACAGAACCACAAGAAGUCAUCUAGAAUCAUUGAGAUUCUCAACUCCAUUGGGCAAACUGGAACCAGCAAAAUCUCAGAUAUCUAGAAUUGCCACUGCUUCCUUGACUCUGUGAUCAGUCUACAGCCACAGAAUCCUGAUUCCCUUUGGACAUUCUAGAAUGGCACUUAAAAAAAAAAUAACAACCCACCCAGUGGAUCCUUUCAAA
Messenger RNA from Pan troglodytes (chimpanzee), 1499 nucleotides. Its product is annotated as serine/arginine repetitive matrix protein 1-like. The transcript has 3 exons. The record is from RefSeq and is a predicted model, not a curated record. NCBI's taxonomy places the organism in Eukaryota, Metazoa, Chordata, Mammalia, Primates, Hominidae. Bases 1 to 987 code for a protein of 328 amino acids.